Homarus americanus (American lobster) is the source of this 648-nucleotide messenger RNA. Its product is annotated as basic salivary proline-rich protein 2-like. The record is from RefSeq and is a predicted model, not a curated record. The transcript is spliced from 2 exons. NCBI's taxonomy places the organism in Eukaryota, Metazoa, Arthropoda, Malacostraca, Decapoda, Nephropidae. Bases 1 to 648 code for a protein of 215 amino acids.
AUGGGACCUACUAUGUGCGAUGGCGCCCCCAUCAGCGCUCCUAGGGGCGGUGGCGGCCCUAAGGGCCCUCCCAUAGGCGGAGGCGCCCUUGAGUGCCCGCCCAGGAGCAGCUGGGGCCCUGCCCUGGGCAGCUUGCCCCUACGGGAGCUACCAAUGUGUGGCAGCGCCCUCACGAACCCUCCCAAGGGCGGUGGCGCCCUUAGUGGCCCUCCCAGGAACGGCAGAGUCCCCAAGGGCCCUACCAGAGGCGACCCUCCUGGGAGCUCUAUAGCUUGGGGCCCUCCCAGGGCAGUCGGCACCCCCAAGGACUUUCCCAGUUCCGGCGGCAUCCCUAGGUGCCUUCUAAGGGGCGUCAGCGCCCUCAAGGGCCCUCCUAGGAGUGGUGGUGCCUCCAGGAAAAUUCCCUGGGGUGGUGUCGAACAAAAACGCCCUCCCAAGGGCAUUGGUGCCCACAGAGGCCCUCUGCGGGGUAUCUGCUACCACAGCGGCCCUUUUAGGGAUGAUGGCAUCCCAGGGGUUCUUACAAGUGAAAUGGCGCCUCCAUGGACCCUCCCAGAUACGUGGUUCCGUUUAUGGACAAUCAUCGGGGCGGCGACGUCCCUAGGAGGCCCUCCCAAGGCCGGCGGCGCCCCCAGAGGUCCUCCAUAA